AUGGCGGUGCUACUGCGCAGUUACUUGGUGUUUCUGUUGGUGGUAAAUGCAUGCAAAGGGCAAAGCCAACAAGCAAACUUUUGCAAACCCUCAAUAUCUGCUGACAAACAUUUCCCAACAGAGGGUGAAAAUGUUACAAUCACCGUCAAAACAUGUCCUCGGAGCGAAAACAGUACAAUAUCGUGGAGUAAGUGUGGUCAAAUAGUUGGCACAUGUGUAAGGAACAGCUGCACUGCGGAAAACAUCAAGAACGAUCAAUCUGAGUUAGAAUCUACAUUCUUCAUAGAGAAAAGCAGCAAUGCCAGAGAUAAUUGUAUUGUAACUUUCAAAACAGAUGAUAUUGGACUUAAGUACAUUAUGAAAAUUUACAAACACCCAGAAAAAGUUUCUGUCACAGUAAAUGGAAAAAAAGACCGAAACAUUCAAGUAAGAGUUACUGAAUCCAUAAAGCUCGACGUGAAGACAUCAUGCAUGUAUCCUCGACCGUUUAUACAUCUUUUUUAUAAGGUCUUUUUUCCUUCACAACCUGAGAGCUUUCAGCUGAAAGGCAGUGAAUGUAACCCACAAGUGUAUACGAGUGACUUGUGCAUGCAAUGA
This is a messenger RNA of Saccostrea cuccullata (small rock oyster), 597 nucleotides long. RefSeq lists its product as uncharacterized. The transcript is spliced from 5 exons. The record is from RefSeq and is a predicted model, not a curated record. The coding region runs from base 1 to 597 and encodes 198 amino acids. NCBI's taxonomy places the organism in Eukaryota, Metazoa, Mollusca, Bivalvia, Ostreida, Ostreidae.